This is a messenger RNA of Brugia pahangi, 510 nucleotides long. NCBI's taxonomy places the organism in Eukaryota, Metazoa, Nematoda, Chromadorea, Rhabditida, Onchocercidae. The record is from the annotation of a GenBank genome assembly.
AUGUUUUACAUUUUUGUUUUUGUUCUGGAGCAUUUAACACAGCUAUGGCCUCUUCUGCUCUUUGCUUUCACUUCCAUUGCUGUAUGCCACUUAGCAGCUAAAUAUACCAGUAUUAGUGGCAAUACAGUUACGGCAGCAUUAACAACAGCCCAUACACUCAGCAGUUCUACCAUCAACAGCGGUAAAUUAGGUAAAGAGCUUAUCGGAGAACAAUACUGUGCUCCAGGAAAAUUGCCACGUUUUGAAUUCAUUCACCCACCGGUUACCGUCAUAAAUAAUAAUACAUCAUUUGGUCGUAAUUUACUCAAUAAAAAGGAAGCACCACCGAGUACCAUAAAAGAAUCAUCGGAAUCAUCACAAACAAUUGACGAUCAGGAUUCUGACAAAGCGGGAAAGACGCUGAGCCACGAGAAUACGGUUGUACGAGUGGAUACGACCCUUAAACAGCAGCGAAAGGCGGCUGGAAUAAGCAGCAAUAUGGGCAGCCCAUUUCCAGGUUCGCCCCUAUAA